GGCAACGCGGGAGGCCCAGCGGGAAGGCAGGAGGCGGCGGCAGAGGAGGAGCUCGACUGAGCGGCAACUGUAGCGACAGCAACCCGAGUCUCCGCCUGCCACCACCUGCACCUGGCUCCCGGCCCACGUCCAGCACUCGGCUGGCCGCCGCUUCCCGCCGCCCUGCCCUGCCUACCCGCCAGGUUUUACCAUUUAAAGAAACCUUCUUGCCAGCAAAUCUAUGAUAAAAAAUAUAAGUAACAGAGGAAACAAUAGCUAUUAUUUGUCAAGUAACAAGCAUUUAAUGUCAGAAUGGCUCACCUAAAACGACUAGUAAAAUUACAUUUUAAAAGACAUUACCAUAAAAAGUUCUGGAAGCUUGGUGCAGUAAUUUUUUUCUUUUUAAUAGUUUUGAUUUUAAUGCAAAGAGAAGUAAGUGUUCAAUAUUCCAAAGAAGAAUCAAGGAUGGAAAGAAAUAUGAAAAACAAGAACAAGGUGUUUGAUUUAAUGCUAGAAGCUGUAAACAAUAUUAAAGAUGCAAUGCCAAAAAUGCAAAUAGGAGCACCUGUCAGGCAAAACAUUGAUGUUGGUGAGAGACCCUGUUUGCAAGGAUAUUAUACAGCAGCAGAAUUGAAACCUGCUCUUGACCGCCCACCACAAGAUUCUAACGCACCUGGUGCUUCUGGCAAAGCAUUCAAGACAACCAAUUUAAGUAUUGAAGAGCAAAAGGAAAAAGAACGUGGGGAAGUAAAACACUGUUUUAAUGCUUUUGCAAGUGACAGGAUUUCUUUACACCGAGAUCUUGGACCUGACACCCGACCUCCUGAAUGUAUUGAACAAAAGUUUAAGCGCUGCCCUCCUCUGCCUACCACCAGCGUCAUAAUAGUUUUUCAUAAUGAAGCAUGGUCCACACUGCUUAGAACUGUCCACAGUGUGCUCUAUUCUUCACCUGCAAUUCUGCUGAAGGAAAUCAUUUUGGUGGAUGAUGCUAGUGUAGAUGAGUACUUACAUGAAAAGUUAGAAGAAUAUAUAAAACAAUUUUCUAUAGUAAAGAUAGUCAGACAAAAAGAAAGGAAAGGUCUGAUCACAGCUCGGUUGCUAGGAGCAGCAGUAGCAACAGCUGAGACGCUCACAUUUUUAGAUGCUCACUGUGAGUGUUUCUAUGGUUGGUUAGAACCUUUGCUGGCCAGAAUAGCUGAGAACAACACUGCGGUGGUGAGUCCAGAUAUUGCCUCCAUAGAUAUGAACACAUUUGAAUUCAACAAACCUUCUCCAUAUGGAGGUAACCAUAAUCGUGGAAAUUUUGACUGGAGCCUUUCAUUUGGCUGGGAAUCACUUCCUGAUCAUGAAAAGCGAAGAAGGCAAGAUGAAACCUACCCAAUUAAAACACCCACAUUUGCGGGAGGCCUUUUUUCCAUAUCAAAAGAAUAUUUUGAGCAUAUUGGACGUUAUGAUGAAGAAAUGGAAAUUUGGGGAGGUGAAAAUAUAGAAAUGUCUUUCAGAGUAUGGCAAUGUGGUGGGCAGUUGGAGAUUAUGCCUUGCUCUGUUGUUGGACAUGUUUUUCGCAGCAAAAGCCCUCAUACCUUUCCAAAAGGCACUCAGGUGAUUGCUCGCAACCAAGUUCGCCUUGCAGAAGUCUGGAUGGAUGAAUAUAAGGAGAUAUUUUAUAGGAGAAACACAGAUGCAGCAAAAAUUGUUAAACAAAAAUCGUUCGGUGAUCUUUCAAAAAGAUUUGAAAUAAAAAACCGCCUUCAGUGUAAGAACUUUACAUGGUAUCUGAAAACUAUUUAUCCAGAAGUGUAUGUGCCAGACCUUAAUCCUGUUAUAUCUGGAUAUAUUAAAAGUGUUAGUCAGCCUCUGUGCCUGGAUGUUGGAGAAAAUAAUCAAGGAGGCAAACCAUUGAUUCUGUACACAUGUCAUGGACUUGGGGGAAACCAGUACUUUGAAUAUUCGGUGCAGCGUGAAAUCCGGCAUAACAUCCAGAAGGAACUGUGUCUUCAUGCUGUCCAAGGCAUCGUUCAGCUACAGGCAUGUGCCUAUAAAGGUCACAAGACAGUUGCUGCUGGAGAACAGAUAUGGGAGAUCCAGAAGGAUCAACUUCUAUAUAAUCCAUUCUUUAAAAUGUGCCUUUCAGCAAAUGGAGAGCAUCCGAGUUUAGUGUUAUGCAAUCCAUCAGAUAUACUCCAAAAAUGGAUUUUUAACCAAAAUGAUUAAGUGUUCCUUAAAAUUAAGGAGUUGAAAAGGAGAUAUUUUUUCUCAUAAAACUGUGACUAGGCAUACACUGUAGUUUUUGAAAAUUAUGCAAAAGCAGCUAAUUGUAACUUAUUUCCAAGUGCAUUUUUCUUAUUUAUAUUCUAAAAUGUCUAUGUAGCACUGCUACAGAAAUCCCAUAAUUCUCUUUCAAAGCGCAAUAGCUAGUGAUACCAAAGAUUAUUGUCCAGAUAUAGAAGAAAUGUUUACAGUGUGAUGAAAAUAAUCUUCCUAGGAGAGUGAUGUUUGUGUUCUGUACACUUGAGUGUCUGCAUAGCUACAUUCACACACUCAAGACUUAAAAUAUUUCCCCUAGUUUUGUGGGGUGAUGGAGAAAACUUUGAUACUGUAUUUUUAUAACUACAUAGAAAUGGAUCAAUGAAGGCCAAACAUUGGCCUUUGUAUGCAAACCAGGAACUUUUUGUAGAUCUAGAAUUUGUAGAUCUAUUAUUUUAAAAUGCAGGUAAAAUGUUUCUGUCUUUGGUUACUUAUCUGUCAAAAAUAGUACAUGAAUUUGAAUAAGGAGAAAAAUAUUUUUAACACUUAAAUUUCUGGGCAAAUUUAAAACUAUUUUGUAAUCUGAAGUCUACUCCACCGGAUGCACUUAAGUCUUCCCUAAAUAGCUUUUCCUAAGUAACUAUACUGUGUGUUUUCCCAUUGUAAUUUUAAAAAACUUCACAGAUUAUUAUAUGUUGAUAAGGUGUCCUUUUCCUUCCUACUAGUCUUUUUUUAUGUUACCAAAAAACACUAAUCUUGAAGAUUCAUGAUAUUGAAUUUCAAAUGCAAAAUACUUGACUGACUUAAUGCUAAAUUUUAUGUUAUUGAUUUAUUAUAGAUUGUUUUUGUAAUGGAUUUUUUUGUCAAAAGAGCCUUAUUUUUAUCUAUGUGGAAAACACAAUAAAAUAUCCAAAACACUAUUGUAA
This is a messenger RNA of Marmota flaviventris (yellow-bellied marmot), 3152 nucleotides long. RefSeq names its product polypeptide N-acetylgalactosaminyltransferase 3 (gene Galnt3). Gene Ontology annotation, molecular function: polypeptide N-acetylgalactosaminyltransferase activity. The record is from RefSeq and is a predicted model, not a curated record. Gene Ontology annotation, cellular component: Golgi apparatus. Gene Ontology annotation, biological process: protein O-linked glycosylation. NCBI's taxonomy places the organism in Eukaryota, Metazoa, Chordata, Mammalia, Rodentia, Sciuridae.